Molecule: messenger RNA, 1535 nt
Organism: Sphaeramia orbicularis (orbiculate cardinalfish)
Lineage: Eukaryota; Metazoa; Chordata; Actinopteri; Kurtiformes; Apogonidae
Gene: med30
Product: mediator complex subunit 30
Exons: 5
Coding region: 119-667 (182 amino acids)
Biological process (GO): positive regulation of DNA-templated transcription
Cellular component (GO): mediator complex
Molecular function (GO): transcription coregulator activity
Source: RefSeq, a predicted model, not a curated record
AGACUUGACAUGUCAACAAAACAGAUAAAUUAUCAGCACACAGGUAUGUAAGGAGAAUAUCCUGACAGGUAAUCUCACCUGCCUCUCCACUUCACUGUCAUCCUGACCUGCUGUCUCCAUGACAACCCCUCCAUUGGUGUCACCCUUUGGGGGGCAGCCGCCUCCACCUCAGCAGCAACAGCAGCCACAAGCUCAAGCAGCUCGAGACGUCAACACAGCGUCCCUAUGUCGCAUCGGCCAGGAGACAGUCCAAGACAUUGUCCUCAGGACCAUGGAGAUCUUCCAGCUCCUCAGGAACAUGCAGUUGCCCAAUGGAGUCACCUACCAUCCCAACACCCAUCAGGACCGGCUUGGAAAACUUCAGGAGCAUCUACGCAUGCUUUCCGUGCUCUUCCGCAAACUGCGCCUUGUGUACGACAAAUGCAACGAAAACUGUGCUGGGCUGGAUCCCAUACCUCCAGAGCAACUGAUACCCUUUGUGGAGGAUGACAGCUCUAAACUCGAAGAUCGCUCAGCCAGCCAGAGCCGCCCUGCCACCGAGGAGAGGCGAGAAAUCCUGGAGGUCAACAAGAAGUUGAAACAGAAGAACCAGCAGCUAAAACAGAUCAUGGACCAACUCCGCAACCUCAUCUGGGAGAUCAACUCCAUGCUGGCCGUCAGGAGCUGAACCACACGCAGUUGUGUUUUACGCAUACAAAGAAGAACGGACAGAAACUUACGGUCAUUAACUGGAUCAUGUGAAACAGGGUAUCGCAGACUGGCUGAGGCUGCACUUUACACAAGAAGAGGCUUCUAGGGGAUUUCAACCCAAUUCCCGAAGAAGAAGAAGAAGUAAAACAACGGAAGAAAAAUGGAAGGAGACAAAUACGAGCUGCAGUGAGAAGGAGCUGAAGACGGCAGAAAAUAUUCUGUCUACCUCAGUGUUCUGCAUUUCAAUCAACACGAUGAUUCUGAAUUAACCUGAAGAGUCGAUAUAUGAUGUUUUAUCUAUUUGUAGAUGUUAGACAAAUUGAUAUAUUCUAUUUAAUCUGCAUAUUCUAUACUUCUCUGUUACGUACCAGUUUCAUAGCAUUAGAAUUGUCUAAAAAGCCAAAUUAAAACUAAAAGGUUCUGUAAUGUCACUUAAGAAAUGCAUUAGGGAUGGGAAUGGAGAAUGGUUCCAUAUUGGUUUAAUCAUCAGAUAUGUAGGUUAUCAAUGCUUUUUAUUGAUUUAUUGAUGCCAAAGCAGCAACUCCUGUGAAAUCAUGAAUGUACUGUUGGAAAAUUACAACAAAUAUUAAAAGUGUAGCUUCAUUUCACACACAAAAUGAAAGCACUGCUAGUUGUAAUGAUUCUACUCUGAACAUUUCUAGUAAUAACAUAACCUGGUGAGGCGACAUGGAACAGGUCUGAUACAGUGAAGGGCUAUUAAGACACAACCGAUAUGUGAUCAAUAGUGUUUGAAUCACCUGUUGUAUUCAGUAUUAAAUGAAAACAUGUUUUCUCUGAAACUAUACAUAGUCUUAAUAAAUUAGAAAGAUGUGUUACCAUUCUAA